AUGCUGACUAGACUGCUGACGAUAGCACUGGUGGCAGCGAGCUGGCGCACCAGCGACGCUUGUUCGUGCUCGCUUGAACAUCCACAGACACACUUUUGUAACAGUGACUUUGUAAUUGUUGGACGAGUUCAAAGACUGUUUAGAGGCAAAGAUUUCUACGACGCUUACAAAGUGAAAAUCCGAAGCGUUUUUAAGGCAACUCCAAAGGCAGCUUUAGCUUUAAAAUCAGGUCGAAUUUUGACGCCUUCACAGGAUUCAUUAUGCGGUGUUAGCCUACAGCCUCGAGAGACCUAUGUCAUUACGGGUCGCGUGAUGCACCUGCAAGCACACGUCCAGCUGUGUAGCUACAUCAACAAAUGGCGGGAGGUGACGCCUAGACAGAGGAAAGGCUUCCGUGUUUUGUAUAGACAGGGCUGCACGUGCAAGGUGCACAUAAACCGACGCAGUACGAAGUCUCCAAACACAUGUGUCGCAGGCUACGACGAGUGCUACGAACGACACGGCAUCUGCUUACACGAUAGGGACAGGCGGUGCAGGUGGACUAGAGCACCAGCCCUGACCAGGUGUCUACAGAAGCAAUAUCACAACAAUAACAGCACUAUGACUUGA
Pieris macdunnoughi is the source of this 609-nucleotide messenger RNA. NCBI's taxonomy places the organism in Eukaryota, Metazoa, Arthropoda, Insecta, Lepidoptera, Pieridae. The record is from the annotation of a GenBank genome assembly.